GGGAGGCGCGCUGACUGUGAACAGCAUCAGUCUGGUGACAGAGAGCACAGGAGGCUCCCGUGGCUGCCCGCUCCUCUCGGCUGUUUUCAUGUCCGGGGCCACACUGCUUGCGAGGGGGCUGCAGGGAGGAUGACGAUGAUGACCAUGAAUGGCAAGCAGCAUUUCUCCAUGCACCCGGCUCUGCACGAGCCCAAGUAUCCCGGCCUGCACUCAGGCUCGGAGGGCAUGCGCAGAGUCUGUCUGCCCGCCCCGCAGCUGCAGGGCAAUAUAUUCGGAGGCUUUGAUGAGAGCCUGCUGGCACGGGCUGAAGCUCUGGCGGCUGCUGACAGCAUUGUCUCUCAAGGCAAGAGCCACCCGUUCAAACCAGACGUGACUUACCAUACCAUGAGCAGUGUCCCCUGCACCUCAGCCUCCACUUCCUCCUCCACCACCGUGCCCAUCUCCCACCAUCACCACCACCAUCACCUAGGACAGACCCUGGAGGCCGGGGACCUUCUGGAUCAUCUCUCCACCAGCCUGGCUGUGACCGGGAUGGGUGCUCCAGAGCCUCCAGGGAUGACCGCACCGGCGCACCACCACCAGCACCCUCACCACCACCUGCAAACCAUGGGGCAGCUUCACCAGGCGAUGGCCACCAUGGCCCAUCCUCACUCCCUGUCCGUGCACGGCGGCAUGGCGUGCGUAAGCGACGUGGAGUCCGAUCCUCGGGAGCUGGAAGCCUUCGCCGAGCGCUUCAAACAGCGCAGGAUUAAGCUCGGGGUGACCCAGGCGGACGUCGGUGCUGCGCUGGCCAACCUCAAAAUCCCCGGUGUGGGGUCGCUGAGCCAGAGCACCAUUUGCAGGUUCGAGUCCCUCACCCUGUCCCAUAACAAUAUGAUCGCGCUCAAGCCGGUCCUACAGGCCUGGCUGGAGGAAGCAGAGGCUGCGCACCGGGAGAAGAGCAGCAAGCCGGACCUUUUCAACGGCAGUGAGAGGAAAAGGAAGCGCACGUCCAUCGCCGCGCCGGAGAAGCGCUCCUUGGAGGCGUACUUCGCCAUCCAGCCGCGGCCCUCCUCGGAGAAAAUCGCGGCUAUCGCUGAGAAAUUGGACUUGAAAAAGAACGUGGUUCGAGUGUGGUUCUGCAAUCAGCGGCAGAAACAGAAGCGAAUGAAGUACUCGGCGGUGCACUGAGUUCUCCCCACCAACAUCAUGAAUAAAAUAGCCUACUACAUUUUUGAUUGAGUGAUUAAUAAUAACCCGAGUAACCCCAACAAACAGGGAUUUAUCAACAUCGUCCUUUGGGAUCGUUUCCAGAAAGGAUUUUCCCCCCUUUAUUGUCACUCACUCUGCAUUGUUGCACCUUUCUGGAUUUUACUAUUAAACUGGCAUAUUUAUUUAUUUAUUUUAAAGAUAUUUUGGAUGUUAUCGAUCAUACUCUGCACACCUGACAGUGGACUUUUACUCUAAACUAUCACAUUUAUUGUCAUUGGACAGGACUUUUUUACUUACUGCAUACAUUAAUAAAAAAACAACACUUAUGUUCUUCACGUCAUAUGCAGAAAUAAUAUGUCUUCACCUGUGGAUCAUAUAGGAUAAAAAUGUUCCAAGUUUUCACCUUUUAAACACUAAACGCUUCGAAUGGAGCCGCUCUCUUUGUAUACUGUGAGUGAUCGUGAUUUACGCACAAAAAGUGUCUUUUUUCACAAGCUGUAACACUCUGUUCAUCUUGAAUGAUCAAGAAAUUGAAAUUACACUGUCCUUAUAGGAAGCACAACCAACGUGGCUGCUGCUAUAUUUUAAUAUUUUGAUGUGAACAUGUUUUUUUUUUUUUGCUGAAUUACGGGUGAGCUGUAUAGAUAUUUAUUCUAUGGCUUUUAACACCUGAUAUAGACUACGUAUCUAUUUUAUUCACUCUUGAUUUCACUUGGAACAGAAGUGUGAUAUUUAAACUUAAUAAAUUAUUCGUUAUUUUCUAAAAUUCCCAA
Molecule: messenger RNA, 1964 nt
Organism: Cyprinodon tularosa
Lineage: Eukaryota; Metazoa; Chordata; Actinopteri; Cyprinodontiformes; Cyprinodontidae
Gene: pou4f3
Product: POU class 4 homeobox 3
Exons: 2
Coding region: 130-1170 (346 amino acids)
Biological process (GO): regulation of transcription by RNA polymerase II
Molecular function (GO): RNA polymerase II cis-regulatory region sequence-specific DNA binding; DNA-binding transcription factor activity, RNA polymerase II-specific
Source: RefSeq, a predicted model, not a curated record